Xylona heveae TC161 is the source of this 1035-nucleotide messenger RNA. RefSeq lists its product as hypothetical. NCBI's taxonomy places the organism in Eukaryota, Fungi, Ascomycota, Xylonomycetes, Xylonales, Xylonaceae. Gene Ontology annotation, molecular function: protein binding. Bases 210 to 917 code for a protein of 235 amino acids. The record is from RefSeq and is a predicted model, not a curated record. The transcript is spliced from 4 exons.
AGCGAAACAUGUGUAACCAUCAUUUCCACAACCAUGCCGGUAUAAAUUAAUUCUUCAACCCCGCUUAUCCAUCAACAAGCACGUCUCUCAUGAAAGGUAAAGCAAAGAAGAGGUCCAGGAAGAGUAAGCUCCCGGAACAUCAAAAUCAGGGCUUGGACUCUUGCGACCAUACAGACUGUACGGAGCCUAUACAAUCGUGCGAAGCGAAAAUGUCGAAAGCAUUGUGGCAAUGCCGUGAAAAAGGAUUGUUCACAGAUAUAACGAUUCGCUGCGCAAGUCAAGAGUUCAAGGCACACCGAGUGAUUAUAAGCUCAUUAUCAGAGUAUUUCAUGGCAGUGUGCCAAGGAGACUGGAAGGAAAAUGAAGAAAACGAAAUCCUCUUAAAGGACCACAAUCCGCUUCUUGUAGAGAAGAUGCUUCAUUUUCUCUACCAGCUUGAUUACUCCGAAGAUCUAAACGACAAGUUAGCAGACGACGGCAUUGCGAGUCUUGAUAUAGAAUCGGAAGUGGAGGAUUAUGAAGAAGAUGGAGACAACCAUGUAAAAGAAAUGACGGCCAAUGGAAGGCACGAGAAGAUUAGCUCUCCUCUCGUACUUCAUGUGUUGAUGUAUUCCAUGGGGGAUGAAUUCGGGAUACAGAGUCUCAAGGACUACGCAGUUAAAAGAGCGGGCGAAAACGUUGGGCAUAAGUCAACAUGUGACAACCUCAUCGAAGCAGCUCGUACAGCUUAUGAAACCACCCUUGACUCCGAUCGAGCAAUGCGCGACCUCAUCUGUAAAGCGGCAUAUGACAGAAUAUACGACCUGGUGGGGAGACCAGAUUUGAGCAUCUUGAUAAGGGGGUGUCCAAUGUUGACGGUGGAUUUGUUGGAGAAAGUUCUCCAAAGCCAUUAUGGAUACCGCAACCGUUACCGUUGAGUAAAUUUCUCCAUAUCAAUUUAGACGUAGCAACUCAGCCCACAAUAAUAUACCAGUCCCAUGAUGUUUGAUGAUAUAAUACUGUAGUGCAGUUUUUAGAGAGGUUUUGUGGAGGAGC